Messenger RNA from Dermochelys coriacea (leatherback sea turtle), 378 nucleotides. RefSeq names its product histone H2B 8-like. The transcript has a single exon. The coding region runs from base 1 to 378 and encodes 125 amino acids. Lineage: Eukaryota; Metazoa; Chordata; Testudines; Dermochelyidae. Gene Ontology annotation, cellular component: nucleosome. Gene Ontology annotation, molecular function: structural constituent of chromatin; protein heterodimerization activity; DNA binding. The record is from RefSeq and is a predicted model, not a curated record.
AUGCCUGAGCCAGUGAAAUCUGCUCCUAUGUCCAAGAAGUGCUCUGAGAAAGUGGUAACCCAGACCCAGAAGAAAGGGGAUAAGAAGCGCCGCAAGACCAGGAAGGAGAGUUACUCCAUUUAUGUCUACAAGGUGCUGAAGCAGAUUCACCCUGACACCGGCAUCUCUUCUAAGGCCUUGGACAUCAUGAAUUCCUUCAUCAAUGACAUCCUCGAGUGCAUGGCUGGGGAGGUGUCCCACCUGGCGCAUUGUAACAAGCACUCCACCAUCACCUCUCGAGAGAUCCAGACCGCCGUGCGCCUGCUGCCCAAGGAAUUAGCUAAGCACUGCGUGUCAGAAGGUACCAGGGCUGUGACCAAGUAUACCAGCUCCAAGUAA